This is a messenger RNA of Drosophila sulfurigaster albostrigata, 508 nucleotides long. Its product is annotated as cuticle protein 16.5-like. The transcript is spliced from 2 exons. Lineage: Eukaryota; Metazoa; Arthropoda; Insecta; Diptera; Drosophilidae. The record is from RefSeq and is a predicted model, not a curated record. The coding region runs from base 134 to 508 and encodes 124 amino acids.
CGAAAAACUUGUUUGCUUGCUGGCAUCGCCUACGCAAUUGAACAGUUGUUAAGUUGGCUAUAAAAGCGUUGCGUUAAUUGGCCAUCAGCAUCAGUCGUUGACGAACCAACAAAACAAACUCAAAACAAUCAACAUGCAAUUCCUUAUCUGCUUUGCUCUGUGCCUGGCUGUCGCCCAAGCUGGUUACCUGGCUUCUCCUGUCACCACCUACGCCGCAGCACCUGCCUUCACUGCUCCAGUGGCCACCUAUGCUGCUGCUGCUCCAGUUACAACUUAUGCUGCUGCUUCCCCAGUGGCCACCUAUGCUGCUGCUGCUCCAGUGACAACUUAUGCUGCUGGUGCUCCUGUGGCCACUUACUCCGCUGCCUAUCCCGCUUACACUCGCUCUGUGUACAGUGCUCCCGCCUAUGCAGCACCCGUGACAACUUACUCAGCUCCUGCUUACACUGCUCCGAUCACCACCUAUGCGGCUCCUGCCAUCGUCAGCCCCUUCCUCAAGAAGAAGUAA